AUGGGGAUUGCAGAACUGGAGGGUUCCAUAAGCACAUUGGCCCAUAGGUCUGGCAUAGGUCACCAAGCUAAUGUUGCUCGUUCCGUCAUAAUCUGCAUUGUGUUAACUUCAGAGGCUGCGCGGCUCAGAUAUGUGGAAGGACUGGUGAUCAGAAGCAUCACGCAGCGCGAAAGCUUUGUUCGGAAUGGUGCCAUGGUCAGCCUCAUACGCCACUACAAGGACAUUUCUGAACAAAUUCAACAGUCCAACCAAGGUGCCUUUACUACGCCACUUGCGUUACAGAGACGAGACUAUUCGCAGUUCACCGUGAGCAGUGUGGCUCCCAUUAUCUCUAGUAUUGGGAUCAUGAUGUUCGUUUGCAAUAAUCCUGGCCCUCGUAGGUCUUCUGAUAAUCAGCUUCUAAGAGAUAUGCCUGUCAAUGCACCAGAACAGAACCAUAGAAGUUCUUAUUGUGUACAUCCAGAGCCCACCGUGGCAGGGUAA
Molecule: messenger RNA, 483 nt
Organism: Malania oleifera
Lineage: Eukaryota; Viridiplantae; Streptophyta; Magnoliopsida; Santalales; Ximeniaceae
Product: agglutinin-like
Exons: 1
Coding region: 1-483 (160 amino acids)
Biological process (GO): negative regulation of translation
Molecular function (GO): rRNA N-glycosylase activity
Source: RefSeq, a predicted model, not a curated record